This is a messenger RNA of Arabis nemorensis, 2538 nucleotides long. The record is from the annotation of a GenBank genome assembly. Lineage: Eukaryota; Viridiplantae; Streptophyta; Magnoliopsida; Brassicales; Brassicaceae.
AUGGAAGAUAGUUUUCUUCAAACCGAGAAUCCGGUUAUGGACAGUGAGUUUAUGGAAGGAUUGUUACUAGAUGGUUGCUGGUUAGAGACAACAGAUGGAUCUGAGUUUCUUAACUUAACUCCUCCAACUUUUGAUCCAUCUUCUUUCAUGUGGUCUCCACCAACUCAAGAUACUUCAGCAAUCUGCACAUCAAGAGUAGUAUCAUCUCAUAUGUACGGUCAGGAUUGUGUCGAAAGAUCGAGUUUUGAUGAGUCUCAAUGGAACAAAAGGUGGUGGAUUGGACCAGGAGGUGGUACUUCUUCAGUUACUGAGAGAUUGGUUCAAGCAGUUGAGCACAUUAAAGAUUACACAACUGAGAGAGGCUCACUUAUACAGUUAUGGGUUCCGGUUAACAGAGGCGGUAAGCGGGUUUUGACUACAAAGGAACAACCUUUUAGCCAUGAUCCGUUGUGUCAGAGACUUGCAAACUAUAGAGAGAUCUCUGUGAACUAUCAUUUCUCCGCUGAGCAAGAUGAUUCCAAGGCCUUAGCUGGUUUGCCUGGAAGGGUUUUCUUGGGGAAGCUACCUGAAUGGACUCCUGAUGUUAGGUUUUUCAAGAGCGAGGAGUAUCCGAGAGUCCAGCACGCUCAGGACUGCGAUGUCCGUGGAACGCUGGCGAUUCCAGUGUUUGAGCAAGGUAGUAAGAUUUGCUUGGGUGUUAUUGAGGUUGUGAUGACCACUGAGAUGGUUAAACUGAGACCUGAGCUUGAAAGCAUUUGCAGAGCACUUCAGGAAGUUGAUCUUAGAAGCACUGAAGUUCCGAUUCCUUCGUCUCUGAAGGGAUGUGACUUAUCUUACAAAGCUGCAUUACCCGAAAUCCGAAAUCUCUUGAGAUGUGCUUGUGAGACGCAUAAACUACCUUUAGCUCAGACAUGGGUCUCUUGUCUCCAGCAAAGCAAAAGUGGGUGCCGUCACAACGAUGAGAACUACAUCCAUUGUGUGUCAACCGUUGAUGAUGCUUGCUACGUUGGUGAUCCAAAAGUCCGUGAGUUCCAUGAAGCUUGCUCUGAGCACCACCUCUUGAAAGGCCAAGGAGUUGCAGGACAAGCCUUUUUGACCAAUGGACCUUGCUUUUCCUCUGAUGUAUCUAACUACAAGAAAUCUGAGUACCCUCUCUCUCACCAUGCUAAUAUGUAUGGUUUACAUGGCGCGGUUGCAAUACGCUUGCGCUGCAUCCACACGGGCUCUGCUGAUUUCGUCUUGGAGUUCUUUUUGCCUAAAGACUGUGAUGAUCUAGAGGAACAGAGGAAAAUGUUGAAUGCUCUUUCGACUAUUAUGGCACAUGUACCUAGAAACUUAAGGACUGUUACAGAUAAGGAACUAGAAGAAGAGAACGAAGUGAUAGAGAGGGAAGAGAUAGUAACGCCAAAGAUAGAGAACACAUCGGAACUACAUCAUCAGAACCAAAGCUCCUCAUGGAGCGCCUCCCUCGAAGAAAUCCAGCGGAGUAAUAGUAGUAGUAAUCUUCAGAAUCUUGGAAUAGUAUUUGAUGGAGGAGACAAGCUCCCAAAUGAUGGGUUUGGCUUGAAAAGAGGUUUUGACUACACCAGAGAUUCUAAUGUCAAUGAGAGCGGCAUUUUCUCUAGCGGCGGUUUCAGUAGGAUGGCUGAGAAAAAGCGUACAAAAGCAGAUAAAACCAUCACUUUGGAUGUUCUUCGACAGUAUUUCGCAGGGAGUCUGAAAGAUGCAGCCAAGAAUAUUGGUGUUUGUCCAACGACCUUGAAGAGAAUAUGCAGGCAACAUGGGAUACAGAGAUGGCCUUCAAGAAAGAUCAAGAAAGUGGGACAUUCUCUACAGAAGAUUCAACGGGUAAUUGAUUCGGUUCAAGGUGUUUCGGGUCCUCUUCCAAUCGGGUCUUUCUACGCAAACUUCCCCAAUUUAGCCUCACAGUCGCAAGAACCAUCACAACAAGCCAAGACCUCGCCGCCUCCUCCGCCACCAUCGCAGCUUGCAAAGUCCCCUGUUUCCUCAUAUAGUCACAGUUCAAACUCAAGCCAAUGUUGCUCCAGCGAAACACAACUAAACAGCGGUGGAACAACCGAUCCUGCUUCAGCUAAUGUAGAAGGCAUGUUCAAGAAAACGAACAGCGAAAUUGAACUUCAAAGUUCGAGUCUUGAUGAGACGGUAUUGACUCUCUCUAGUUUAGAAAACAUUCCUCAAGGCACAAACUUGUUAUCAUCUCAAGAUGAUGACUUCCUGAGGAUAAAAGUCAGCUACGGAGACGAGAAGAUCAGAUUAAGGAUGCGGAAUUCGCACAGGUUAACGGAUCUAUUAUGGGAGAUCGGGAAGCGGUUUAACAUAGAGGAUAUGAGCAGGUAUGAUCUAAAGUACUUAGAUGAAGACAAUGAAUGGGUUUUGUUGACUUGUGAUGAAGAUGUAGAAGAGUGUGUAGAUGUUUGGAGAGCCACACCGAGUCAUACCAUUAAGCUACUGCUUCAGGUUUCUUCUAAUCAUUUCCCUGAACGUUCUUCACCUACAGGAUACAGUUUAUGGCACUAA